UCAGUCCGUCUGUGGCCGGUCAGUAGGUCAGCAGCUCCGUGUCACCUGCAGCACUUCACCUCCACCAACAACCAACAGCCGCCAUGAGGGAGAUCGUUCACAUCCAGGCCGGCCAGUGCGGGAACCAGAUUGGUGCAAAAUUCUGGGAGGUGAUCAGUGACGAGCACGGUAUCGACCCAACAGGAACCUACCAUGGAGACAGCGACUUACAGCUGGACAGGAUCAGUGUGUAUUACAACGAAGCCACUGGCGGGAAGUAUGUGCCCAGGGCCAUCCUAGUUGACCUGGAACCAGGCACCAUGGACUCAGUCCGCUCUGGACCUUUUGGGCAGAUCUUCAGACCUGACAACUUUGUCUUUGGUCAAAGUGGAGCAGGUAACAACUGGGCCAAAGGUCACUACACAGAGGGGGCAGAGCUGGUGGAUUCAGUUCUGGAUGUGGUGAGGAAAGAGGCUGAGAGCUGUGAGUGCCUGCAGGGUUUCCAGCUCACACACUCCCUGGGAGGAGGCACCGGCUCGGGCAUGGGCACCCUGCUCAUCAGCAAGAUCAGAGAGGAGUACCCUGACCGCAUCAUGAAUACCUUCAGUGUGGUGCCCUCUCCUAAGGUAUCAGACACAGUGGUUGAGCCGUACAAUGCCACACUGUCGGUCCACCAGUUGGUAGAAAACACAGAUGAGACCUACUGCAUCGAUAACGAAGCCCUUUAUGACAUUUGCUUCCGCACUCUCAAACUCACCACACCCACCUAUGGCGACCUCAACCACCUGGUUUCAGCCACCAUGAGUGGUGUAACCACCUGCCUGCGUUUCCCUGGCCAGCUUAACGCUGAUCUGCGGAAACUGGCUGUCAACAUGGUGCCCUUCCCUCGUCUCCACUUCUUCAUGCCCGGCUUUGCUCCUCUGACCAGCCGAGGGAGUCAGCAGUACCGCGCCCUGACGGUCCCCGAGCUCACCCAGCAGGUGUUUGAUGCCAAAAACAUGAUGGCGGCUUGUGACCCUCGCCACGGACGCUACCUGACGGUGGCCGCCGUGUUCCGCGGACGCAUGUCCAUGAAGGAGGUGGAUGAACAGAUGCUGAACGUCCAGAACAAGAACAGCAGCUACUUUGUGGAGUGGAUCCCCAACAAUGUGAAGACGGCUGUGUGCGACAUCCCGCCACGCGGCCUCAAGAUGGCCGUCACCUUCAUUGGCAACAGCACAGCCAUCCAGGAGCUGUUCAAACGCAUCUCUGAGCAGUUCACUGCCAUGUUCCGCCGCAAGGCCUUCCUCCACUGGUACACCGGCGAGGGCAUGGACGAGAUGGAGUUCACCGAGGCAGAGAGCAACAUGAACGACCUGGUGUCCGAGUACCAGCAGUACCAGGACGCCACUGCCGAGGAGGAGGGAGAGUUCGAAGAAGAGGUGGAAGAGGACGCCUAAAGAAGAAACAAAAUGAUGAAAAUGAGCUGAAGACAAAGAAGAAAUCCAUAACCAAAAAAAAAAAAAAAUCUAAAAAAAAGAGAGAAAGGAAAAAAUUUUGUGAUAUGAAAUGAUGAUGGGCUGGUUAGAGAAUCAUGGGAUCUGAGCUGAUUAAUGGAAGGACAGAAAUGAAAGAUGAACGUAGGCAGAGAAGAGAAAGAGUAGAUGAGAAACGGGAUGAAAAUUAUGUGACCAAAUUAAUGUGCCAUGGUUUACAGUUUAUUGUGACGCCAUGAAGGCAAGCCUCCCAAAAUCCUCUUACACCAAGACCUUGUCUUGUAGCAAACAAUUACAAGGAAGAAUUCAACAGAAUAACCGUGGUGGCUUUAUACUGUAAAGUUAAUUCCAUCAUGAACGAAUGUUGUAUUGAUUUAAAUCAAAUAUUGCACUCAGUUUCCUUCACACUACACACAAUCAAGCUUAUUGUUUGGACAUCACCUUCUGUAUGAGAAACAGUGCUUUAUGUUAUUGUGGAAAAUGAAAUCUCUGUUUGCACAGUUAGCAAUCCAAUGCUGUUUUUUUUUUUUUUUUCGAUUCCAUGGUUAAAACAUUUAAACUUGGGUGAAGUCAGUGUUAGUAGCUGUGACUUGGACUGUUUUGUGGAAACUAGGCCUAUAACCUGAAAGUGAGAUUCAGAUAUUAUCAGUGUUAAAUGCUUUUAUCAGUGUUCAUUUCUUUUGACACUUUUUUUCAUCAGUGUUCAAUAUCAGACAUGCAUGUGAACUUGGACAUUAGGUGAUGCAGUUCUGUCAGUAUUGUUUUUCCUCACUGAGAUCUGUACUCUUGUUGAUCAGUUGAUCAGGACACAUUUUUCCUGCUUUUGUCGCAUCCUUUUCACGACUCUGGGAGAGAUGAGAGAAAACAUUCUGGUGGGAUCCAGUCUUUUGCUUGUUUCCAUUUUUGUCAAACACAAGACAGUAUUCUUUUUAAUUAAGGGCUGCAACUAGCAGUUAUUAUCCUUACUCAUAUCAGUGAAUAGUUUUAUCUAGAAACAGAUAUCACAUACCAGUAAUUCCAGAUUCUGAAAGUUGUCAGUCUGUUUCGGUAAAUUCCUGAUUUUACUGAGAUACAUUUCCACAGUUUUAGUGCGACAGCAGCAGUAGCACGGUCUUUCUCAGACGCCAGCCAACGUCGUGAGGAGGAUCACGCACUGCAGAUGCCCAGAACCCGGGUCAGGUCAUGGAAAGCAUAUUAGCCUUUUCCUAAUCUGAUUUCCAUUCUCUGCUCUCUGGGUACCAGAUGUCUUAGGCUCAAAAAGGCCUGAGCUCAUCUUGAUUAGAAGCAUCUGUGCUUUUGCUGCAUCAGAGCCAUAUUUUUUAAAAUACAUUUUAUGGGCCCAGUGGUUAUGGGACUUAGUCCAAACACAAAGACCAUGAAUGUGUUUGGAUUCAAGUAAGGAAAAUAUGAGCAGCUACUAUUGGAGACUGAUUAUAUCACCUGCAUCUCUUUUCUAUUCAAAAACAACCAAGGUUGUUUUAAAAGUUUUAAAAUCAAGUUCAAAAUUUCAUUUUUAUCUCAUAGCAGUGAAAAUUUCCAGCAAUUUUCUGCACAUAAAACUCACUUAGUUCAGCCACUCAAAUUCUGCCGCUUGUGUGUUUGAUAAUUUAAUUAUUAAGCCUUCAUAAAACACGUUUCAAAAAUAAAAUGCCAGUGUGCAUUUACUUUUGAAAGAAAAAGUAAAAACACUACUUUGCAGUUUUAGAUUUAAUCUUAAAAAAUGUUUUAUCCUCUGAAGAAGUGCACAAUUUAACAUCCUGGUGAAUGUUUACACUCUGAGCCACUACAGUAUCCAUUCACAUCACACAGGGGCCAUUUGUGUUCGGUAUAUGAACUUCAGUCUUGUUGUCUUUGCUGUAUGUCUCUGUGUGUCUCCCCUGUGUCCCCUGUGUCUCCUGUGCAGUUUCAUUUGGGAUUCCAUUGACUGUGAAACUUUUGGGAGAAAUAAA
Messenger RNA from Toxotes jaculatrix (banded archerfish), 3403 nucleotides. Its product is annotated as tubulin beta chain-like. Gene Ontology annotation, biological process: mitotic cell cycle; microtubule cytoskeleton organization. Gene Ontology annotation, cellular component: microtubule; cytoplasm. NCBI's taxonomy places the organism in Eukaryota, Metazoa, Chordata, Actinopteri, Toxotidae. Gene Ontology annotation, molecular function: structural constituent of cytoskeleton; GTPase activity; GTP binding. The coding region runs from base 84 to 1418 and encodes 444 amino acids. The record is from RefSeq and is a predicted model, not a curated record. The transcript is spliced from 5 exons.